CUGUGAACACGUAACGUCAAAACAGGCUGUUCGCAACAGAGUAGGUACUUUGGUGUAUAGGUACAACGACUGAUCACUUCACAAAGUAUAUAUAUGUAUAAUGAAUUCACAGUUAAACAGGGUUUUUCCUAAUUUAUUGACCCUUUCAAAAUAAACUCAUAAAAAUGGAAGUGACGAGCGGCGCCGAGGAGGGCUUUGUAAGAGAAUGGACACCGUGCACACAUAUUUUGAACUUAAUUCCGCCUAGAAUUCAGACAGGAUUAUUUUCUAGCGAACUGUGUUUGACUUGUGUGGAUGCAGUGACCGAAUAUAUAGCCCUUGGUACUAAUGUUGGUCUGGUGUACUGGUACGAUAGGAAGAAGGGAAAUAUACAAAGACUACGCUGUGAGGCAUCAACGACUCCGAUAACAUUUGUAAAAAUAGUGAGUACUGUUGAUUACAUGGUGGGAGCUGGGAAUGCAGCGGGACAAGUGACAGUUUUUCAGAUUCCGAAGGAACAUCCAGAAAAUUUACCAGAUACGUUAAAACCAAAAGUAGAACCAAAGGUGGAGAGGUACACAAUAGGUGAUCUGCAUAAAAGUAAAAUAACAGCUAUAGAAUGGUCGAAGAACGGAAUGCGAUUGUUCUCGGGCGACAAGGAUGGUGUCAUUAUAAUGACAGAAAUCGACUUCUAUAUGCACCUGUGCAAGUCGAUGGAGAUAGUAAACGAGGGUCACGAGAUCGUCCAAAUGAGUUACUACCAGAACACGUUGCUGGUGUCGAGCGUCUACCGCAGCAUCAUGUGUGAGAGGGAUGAUGGGCGCUGGCGGGUUACACAGAUAGGCAAGAAAGAGAGAAAGAGCCUGUGCGCGCUGGGCGCCGUGUUCCAGCACUCGUACGCGCGCGGGGGCGCCGCGGCCGCGUACUGCGCGCGGCCCGGCCUGCGGCUGUGGCGCGCCGACACCGCGGGCCACGUGCACCAGACGCUGCUGUUCAAGGAGGCGAUAUCGAACCCACUGACAGUAGCGGAGCUGCUGAACCCCGCCGCCACCAGACAUUCGCACUCCACCCGUGAAUACAACUUCGGUCCGCUACACGUGUUCCGUGAGCACUUCCUCGUCUCCUACAAUGAGAGCUUCCUCUACGUGCUGGAUCCACGCUCCCUGACCGCUGUGGCUGUGGUCGAUGAUUUGAGACGCAUCCUGUCGGUGUCGGUGGGGCGCGCGGAGCUGUUCGUGCUGGAGGGCGCGCGCUCGCUGCUGCGCCUGGCGCCCGCGCCCGAGCCCGCCGCGCAGGCGCCAGAGGAACCGAUCAACCUGAUGAGCAAGUCGCUCACGAGCUCGUUGCAGCAGGCCGUCAACACUGUACGGGAUCUAUCGCGAAUCGACACCACCGUGCCCUACAUCGCCAGCGUCCUCGAACAACCUAUCUCCAUGUUCACUCGUAACGAGACCCUGGACAACACUGUCGUCACAGCUGGUGAAGAAUGCUUCGAACUUCCUCCUAUCAGGCACUUGCCUCCAGAUAUCUCGGGAAACGUGCUCGAGUCCAUCAUCAAUGAAUUCCGAGAUGUAUCUGGUGAUGCCGAGGAGAUCAGACGAGUUCGUUCCGAGGAGUUACAGCGGAAACUAAAGCUGUAUGACAGCAUCAUGGAGAGAAAAAGUGAUGAGCUCAUUCACAGUAGUAGGCGUGCGCGUCGCCCGGGCUCCAGCAGCCCUCCCCCCCGCCCCACCACACCCGCCACCCCGGCGAAACGAUCGGACGUCAGCUACACCAGUCCCACCCUCAUGAAUAUGUCCGUGUAUGGAGACUUGCCGCAACAAAGUGACGAUCUUCUAGAACAGCAGAUAGAAGAAAAAGAAAAGAUUCUGGCAAAGAUGUUAAACUUAGAGUCCCUAAGCAUAAAAAAAAAACCGUACAAACAAGAUUUUGAAAAACCUGAACAACCUCCGAUAGAGUUCAAAACGCAACCGAAAAAACCGGUAACAGAAAAACCGGUGCUAAAAACCGAUAAAAUAGUACAAAAGAAGAUCGAACCCGGUGACUUAGUUCCUAAAGUUGUUAAACUACCAAAUACUUGGAAUUUAGAAUAUAUCGAAUUGAAAUUAGAUGUAAAAAAUGGUAUAAAAGAUCCGACAAGUCUCAUAUCACCUGAUGAAAAUUUAGACAGUGAGUGGGAGGUCAUAUGAUAGAUUUAAUUUAUUUAUUAAGGUUCUGACACGAGUUGCUUGAACACACUUUAAAAAGUAUAACAUUUUAAUAG
Molecule: messenger RNA, 2242 nt
Organism: Melitaea cinxia (Glanville fritillary)
Lineage: Eukaryota; Metazoa; Arthropoda; Insecta; Lepidoptera; Nymphalidae
Product: WD repeat-containing protein CG11141
Exons: 10
Coding region: 165-2168 (667 amino acids)
Molecular function (GO): protein binding
Source: RefSeq, a predicted model, not a curated record